CUGAGGAUGUGAUGAUCUGAAGCUUCCAUAAAGCAUUGCAGAAGCCACAUCUCUGUCUACCCUGCACCAUGAGUUCUGGAGCCGUCCUGCUGCUGUUGCUGUCUGCCGGGCUGCAAUCAGCUUUCUCUCUGGAAUGUUAUAACUGCAGCUUCUCUGUAAAGGAUAAUUGUACAACUGCAACGACGUGCGUCAAUGGAAGGAAUCAAUGUGUCUUGACUAUCACCGAAGGCAACAUAGCAAGUGGCAUAGUCACACCAACCAAGUACUUCAGCUAUUCCUGUGGAAUGAAGGAUGACUGUGAUAAGAAAUUCAGUAUGUCCGUUAAUAACACCAUGCAAAGGAGCCAUACAUUUUGCUGUUCUGAAGAAAAAUGCCGACCUACAAAGACUGAAACACCCAAAGUAAAUACAGAAAAAAACAAUGUCCAAUGUUCCCACUGUUUUGAGAGCAACGCUGAGAAAUGCAAGAGUACGACAAUGAUGCAAUGCACCGGCGAUGAGAACAAAUGCUUCACCUACUCCUACUCAAUUAAAAACAUCGCCUACGCAGCUCAAGGCUGUAUGCAGACCAGUAUGUGUGACAGCAGCAAUGAUGUUAUAAUUCCUGGAAUCCCUAAUUACACCAAGAAAUCACUUGAAUGCAGCCGCGCACCCUCUGUCCUCCCACAUGUGCUUGGCCCAGUAACCUACGGCUUGCUGUUGCUCAAACUCAUCUCCUAAACUGAGUGCGAGGAAGCAGUGUGGAGAUUUCAGACGAGCCGGACUCUGGCAGAGGGGCCCCGCGGUGCAUUGCAGAGCAAGGUGUACCAACACACAGUAUACAAGCAGAGCAAUGCAUGCCUAUACACUGUGUAUAUUUGCAGAGGCAUGUAUAGCUAUAUAUCUGGGCAGACGUAUUUAUAUUCAUGUUAUGUAUGUGCACAGCAUACCUAUAUACAGAAACUCAAGCAGAGCAACAUAUGUUACAUACAGAGACGCAGGGAACUCAUUUCAGUUAUAUGAUCUGUGUGCAGAGCAUUGCAUGGCUUUGUUAUUGACAAACAGCUACUUCCUGUUCCUGGCAUCCCACAAGGCUUUGCAAACAGGGCAUGGCAGUCAGAGCAGGAAAUGAAGGGGCACUGGGUGGAGCUAAAGGAGAAUCACUGUGAAUUCCCCCAAUCAGGUGACCCCCGCUUUUAAGAACGCAAAUGUUUAAGGACAAUGCGUUGUCUGUAACUCCAACAAGAAAGAUAAAGCAUGGAUUUACUAAAAUAGGGCUUAGCGCUAUUUAUUGAACAUUGCCCUUUGCUCCGUGUUUCGUGUUCCCUCUAUUUUGUGGCCGUUACUGCAUUCAGCUGGUUUUUCUCUCCACUGUAAAAAAUCGAGGUCAAUAAAAACAUUUUUUGUAAUAAAAAAAAA
Molecule: messenger RNA, 1397 nt
Organism: Xenopus laevis (African clawed frog)
Lineage: Eukaryota; Metazoa; Chordata; Amphibia; Anura; Pipidae
Product: phospholipase A2 inhibitor and Ly6/PLAUR domain-containing protein
Exons: 5
Coding region: 69-719 (216 amino acids)
Source: RefSeq, a predicted model, not a curated record